AUGUAUAAAAGAGUAUUACCAAUAGCUCUUAAGUAUGGUAAUAAGGUGUCUGGCAACGACUGGGUCUUUCAGCAAGACGGUGCGAAACCCCACACUCACGAAAAAAACUCAAGAUUGGUGUGCCGAAAACCUUCCUUCGCUUAUCGACAAGGAUCAUUGGCCUCGAAAUGGUCCCGACUUAAAUCCGUUGGACUAUUGUAUUUGGAAGGAAUUUGCUCAAUCGAUGAAUUGGGACAAGAUCAAUUACUUCGACCAUUGUUUGAUAAACACGUUCGUUUAACAACACUUAUCGAUGGUGUCAAUCUCAUUCAUCGUCCCGAUGUAUAUGCUGCAAAUGGCUAUUUGAAACCAGCUACUUACUUGUGCACACUUGAUAUCACAUAUUUAUACAUGAUGCUUCCUCAAGAAGAAUCUCUUAACAUACUUACUGAAUUUCGGUUACUACACGGUUAUCAACAAGUGAAGAAUAUUCCACUUGAUGCCAUUCGGAAAUUAGCUCGUCUGGUUUUGACAGAAAAUGUGUUUACCUAUGAUAAGAAAUUAUAUCGGCAAGUAUUCGGUGGUGCAAUGGGAUCAGCAUUUACUCUAAGUUUGGCCAAUAUCUUUAUGUGGAAAUGGAAAAAGCAACUUAAAAUGAAAUCUAUGGCGGAUAUAUUUAUACUUUCAUUUAGAUGCUAUAAUUGCCACUCAUCUAUCUAA
This is a messenger RNA of Adineta ricciae, 699 nucleotides long. The record is from the annotation of a GenBank genome assembly. Lineage: Eukaryota; Metazoa; Rotifera; Eurotatoria; Adinetida; Adinetidae.